CUCCUGGAGAACUUACCGAAGGCCACAAUAUUACAUCUUGCCUGUCACGGACACCAGGAUCCAGAGGAUCCGCUGAAAAGCGGGUUUGUGCUGCGAGACAAGAUGCUAACCAUAGAAGAAUUGAUGCACAUACCUCUUCCCCACGCAUUCAUGGCUUUUCUCAGUGCUUGCGAGACUGCGAAAGGCGAUAAGGCGAUUCUGACAAUGCAUGAGAUUUCCUCUCUAAAAUUCGCCUUAAUCUUCAAUAGGUCGAUGGAGGAUGUUGACGGACCAAUCAUUGCCAAAUCUGUGUAUGAGAAUAUGUUUGCAGGUGACGCUGGGCACAUAAGCCCGGAUGACGUUGCGUACGCUCUAGAUGAGGCCGUACGGGCGCUUCGCCUUACGCAAGCCGAUCCGAGUCGAUGGGCUCCAUAUAUCCAUCUGGGA
Punctularia strigosozonata HHB-11173 SS5 is the source of this 426-nucleotide messenger RNA. RefSeq lists its product as uncharacterized. The record is from RefSeq and is a predicted model, not a curated record. The transcript has 2 exons. NCBI's taxonomy places the organism in Eukaryota, Fungi, Basidiomycota, Agaricomycetes, Corticiales, Punctulariaceae. The annotation marks the transcript as partial.